CGAUGGUGCAAUCGGCCAACAUCAGGCUCAGGGGCACCAGCGAAUGCGGUGGUUGAGGGAGAGAGAAAAAAAAACCAACAUCGCAGCUUGAGCCCAAGAAAUCAACACCCGGCUUCAUCCAAAAAGCAAGCACCUGCCAUAUAACUCCCCCGCCUCGGCAGGCUAUUCCCGGCUCGGCAGACUUGUUCCGCUUGCGCUGAGAACCCUGGCUGGGCAGUUCGCAGCUGACGCAGAGGGCAGCCCCUCGGCGCUUUCCCUUCCCAAUUUCUUUGUUGUGCGCCAUGCCGCCGUUCCAUGGUGCCCAUCACCCAGGGCCCUCUCUGGGGCGCCGGGUACUUCUGGAGUGGUACCUUUUGGGACGCAGGAUGAGAACACCUUGUCACCACCACAACCAACGACGCGUAUUAUAUCAGACGGCGCUGCGACCCCCAACUCUGCUGUCGCAACUGCCACCUGCCCUCUCCUCGCCCAGCUGUCGUAUUGACCCCCGACCGACACCCACGAAGCGCACAGCCAGCAUCACCACUACCACUCCCGCCAUGGCGGCCACCCAGACUCGAGGCCACGCCGGCCACGGCCACCACCACCACCACCACCACGACAAUGUCUACCUCACGUCGCGCAACAAGAAUGAUGCCGGCGUCCGCAUCACCCGCAUCGGUCUCGCCUCCAACCUAGGCAUGGCCAUCGCCAAGGGCGCCGGCGGCUACAUGUUCAAUUCGCAGGCUAUGGUGGCCGACGCCUGGCACAGCCUGUCGGACCUGGGCUCCGACAUCCUGACACUCACCACCAUCACCUGGAGCCUGCGCCCGCCCUCGGACCGCUUCCCGACCGGCUUCGGCAAGGUCGAGAGCCUUGGCUCGCUCGGCGUCUCGGGCAUGCUCCUCUUCGGCGGCCUCUUCAUGUGCUACAGCAGCCUCGGUACCCUCUACGCCCACUUCUUUCUCGACCCUGCCGCCGCCGCCGAGUUCAUGGCGCACGCCCACCACGGCCACUCGCACGGCGCCCUUGGUCACGACCACGGUCACGGUCACGGUCAUGGCCACAUCGGCCCGAGUCUGAACGCGGCCUGGCUUGCCGCCGGAACCGUGGUGGUCAAGGAGUGGCUUUACCAUGCCACCAUGAAGGUCGCCCGCGAACGAAAAUCCUCUGUCCUCGCGUCCAAUGCCGUGCACCACCGAGUCGACAGCCUCACUGGCAUCGUGACCUUGUUGGUGGUCCUGGGCGCCAACUUCUGGCACAGCGCCCAGUGGCUAGACCCGACGGGCGGCCUGCUGAUCUCGCUCCUCGUCAUCCGCGCCGGGGUCGGCAACACGAUCUCUGCGGUGCAGGAGCUUGCGGACCGCAGCAUCGACGGCGAGAUCAAGCAGUCGGUGCGCAAACAGGCGAUCAAGGCGGUCGAUGCUCUCGAGGAGAGCCUGGUCCUGACGGCAGAGAGGCGGAGCGAGGUCGAGCUGAGGGAAGUUGCGGGCGUCAAGUCUGGCCAGAACUACCUGGUCGACCUCGAGCUCUCGGUGCCCGGGCGCUGGACCGUCGAGGAGUGUCGCGCGGUCGAGGACGCCAUAAGGACGCGCGUCGGCGGCAAGGUGCGCGGCGUCCGGCGCGUGCGCGUGCGGUUCGUGCAGAGCGAGGUCGUCGAGAGGCGCAAGUUUGAUGAGUUCAUCCCGGGCGAGGUCAGCCCCAGGGCCAGCCCGGAACCCGAGGACGAGCACGAGCACGGCCAUGCCAACGGCAAGGGCGACAACAGCCACCCUAAGUCAAACUGAACAGACUACCCGACGUACAUAUUGUAUACAACUGGCGUUUGUGGCGCAACCUGGCAACAAGUGGAAUCUGGGCGGGAGUUUCUGAGGAUAAAAGGUGUUCCAAGGUCUAGAAUUAUUUGGAUUUGUAUCUAGAAUGCGUGGCUAGGUUUCUUGUCAUACCACCUAUCUUUUUCGGUAUAUGUUUUUGUGCUUGGCAGCGGAAUUCAGCGGCUUAAAAGCAUGCCAUUGCGUGCCAUGAUGCGAAGGCUUCGUCUUU
This is a messenger RNA of Gaeumannomyces tritici R3-111a-1, 2022 nucleotides long. RefSeq names its product mitochondrial metal transporter 2. The transcript has 2 exons. The coding region runs from base 282 to 1766 and encodes 494 amino acids. Gene Ontology annotation, biological process: monoatomic cation transport; transmembrane transport. The record is from RefSeq and is a predicted model, not a curated record. Gene Ontology annotation, cellular component: membrane. NCBI's taxonomy places the organism in Eukaryota, Fungi, Ascomycota, Sordariomycetes, Magnaporthales, Magnaporthaceae. Gene Ontology annotation, molecular function: monoatomic cation transmembrane transporter activity.